AUGUAUGUCUUACUACUUCCAGACUGCAUGGAUCAAUCCAAGUACACAAUCACCACCGCGAUUUCCUGCACAGCUCACAUAAACAACAUCUCUUCUUCCAUAAUGUCUGAAAACAUACAGGUGAUUGUGCGGUGCAGAGCCCGCAGCAAAAGAGAAGUCGCCGCUAACUCUCCGCCUGUGAUAGAGCUUCCGAACGAUGUUUUCAGCGCCCAGGAACCGUACGUGGGUGUUUCCACAGACCAGCCUUCACUUCUAAGCGCCAGAUCGAGUUUCCCAGGAGGAAAAGUGUUUAAAGUGGACCAGGUGUACGGGCCCAAUGCCGACCAGCAGCUAUUAUUUGAAAACGUGGCUCUCCCGUUGUUUGACGACUUUGUCAAGGGCUUAAACGUCACGAUUCUCGCCUAUGGCCAAACUGGGUCGGGCAAAACGUACUCCAUGUGCGGCGAUUUGGAAGGCGAGCACGCGGGGAUCAUCCCAAGGGUUCUCUCGCGGCUUUUUUCCGUCUUGAACGGCGACUAUAUGGUCAAGCUAUCGUGCGUCGAGCUAUAUAAAGAAGAGCUUCGAGAUCUUGUUAAUGACGAGUUGGACUUGGCUCCGAUCAAAUCAAAACUCCGUCUCGUAAGCGAUACCUCAGGACCUGGCCCGUCCUCCUCCACCAUAAUCCACAACUUGUCCCAGAUCCACAUUGACAGCAGCGAAAUGGGCUUUAAUAUCCUCAAAAAGUGUCUCACCAAGCGCCGCACUGGCUCCACGCGUGUGAACGAUCUUUCAUCGCGGUCCCAUGCCAUUUUCACCAUUAAUCUUUACCGUGAAGUCAAAAACGCAGCAGGCUCCUCCGAAUAUCGCAUUUCAAAAAUGAAUCUAGUGGAUUUGGCUGGUUCCGAAGACAUCAAUAAAUCGGGUGCAAUUAACGAACGCGCACGUGAAGCAGGCUCCAUAAACCAAAGUUUGCUUACCCUUGGAAAAGUCAUAAAUUCGUUGUCUGAGGGAAAAGAGCAAAAACAUAUUCCAUACCGAGAAUCAAAGCUAACGCGAUUACUCCAAGGUUCAAUCGGAGGGAAAACAAAGACAGCAUUAAUCGCUACGAUAUCCCCGGCAAAGAUCAAUGUACACGAAACAAUCAGCACCCUAAACUACGCAUCCAAGGCGAAGAACAUCCGAAACUUGCCGCAGUCGUCAUUUGAUAGCGAAAUGAUCUUGAAGAAAGUGCUUGUGAGCGAUUUGUCCGGGCCAAAUCUCUCGCAUGACCAGAGAUUUGAUGGCAAACAAAGACAAGGAGAAUGGUAUCAGGAUGAGUGUCCUGAACUACGAGGAACUCAAUAA
Molecule: messenger RNA, 1323 nt
Organism: Clavispora lusitaniae ATCC 42720
Lineage: Eukaryota; Fungi; Ascomycota; Pichiomycetes; Serinales; Metschnikowiaceae
Source: RefSeq, a predicted model, not a curated record